GUGACCAUAUCAUGUGACUCUUAGGAAAAUCAAUCUUACUGUGUAGUGGUUUUAGUAACGACGUCCGACAACAUGAGGAAGGUAGUACCUUUUUUUAUGGUAACAGUAUUCCUGUGUUCUGUUGAGGGGCUGAAUGCCCUGCCACACAGCUAUGUUCAGCCAAGAAAACAUCAUGGAUUCAAGACAGAACCCCAGUUCACAGAGAAGUAUUUCAGUCAGACUCUGGACCACUUCAACUUUAACAGCAUGGGGAACGGGACAUUCAAUCAGCGUUACCUGAUCAUAGAUAAGUACUGGAAGAAGGGCGAUGGUCCUAUUUUCUUCUACACUGGUAAUGAGGGAGACAUCUGGGAGUUUGCACUCAACUCUGGUUUCAUCACAGAGUUAGCUGCACAGCAGGCAGCUUUAGUCAUAUUUGCUGAACAUAGGUACUAUGGCAGAUCUUUGCCCUUUGGCAAAGAGUCCUUCAACAUCCCUCAGAUCAGCCUGCUGACAGUGGAGCAGGCCCUCGCCGACUACGCUGUUAUGAUUACGGCGCUGAAACAGCAACUGGCAGCCACAGACUGUCCUGUCAUCGUGUUUGGUGGCAGUUAUGGUGGGAUGCUGUCGGUCUACAUGAGACUCAAGUAUCCAAACAUCGUGGCUGGAGCUCUGGCUGCCAGCGCCCCCAUACUCUCCACCGCAGGGCUGGGAGAUUCCAGGCAGUUUUUCAGAGAUGUUACAGCUGAUUUUGAGAGUGUUGCCCCUGAAUGCAGAGAUGCUGUGAGAGGAGCUUUCCAUCAGCUGAAGGAAUUAGCUGAACGCCAAGAUUACAGUCGCAUCCAGUCAGAGUUCUCCCUGUGUAAGCCUCCAACAUCUGAUCAGGACAUCCACCAGCUGAACGGCCUGCUGAGGAAUGCCUUCACUCUGAUGGCCAUGUUGGAUUACCCCUACAGCACUCACUUCAUGGGCAACAUGCCUGCCAACCCUGUCAAGGUACACAGUCUGAUGGAGGAUGAACAGAUAAUUUGCUUUAGUGCAAAUAAGUAUGCUAAAAUGCCAUCCAUGAGUGAGCAACAUCAGAUAUCCUGAAGCUAAUGUGAAAGC
Molecule: messenger RNA, 1086 nt
Organism: Micropterus dolomieu (smallmouth bass)
Lineage: Eukaryota; Metazoa; Chordata; Actinopteri; Centrarchiformes; Centrarchidae
Product: dipeptidyl peptidase 2-like
Exons: 7
Coding region: 73-1071 (332 amino acids)
Biological process (GO): proteolysis
Cellular component (GO): vesicle
Molecular function (GO): serine-type exopeptidase activity; dipeptidyl-peptidase activity
Source: RefSeq, a predicted model, not a curated record